This is a messenger RNA of Fomitiporia mediterranea MF3/22, 657 nucleotides long. RefSeq lists its product as uncharacterized. The transcript is spliced from 3 exons. Bases 1 to 657 code for a protein of 218 amino acids. NCBI's taxonomy places the organism in Eukaryota, Fungi, Basidiomycota, Agaricomycetes, Hymenochaetales, Hymenochaetaceae. The record is from RefSeq and is a predicted model, not a curated record.
AUGUUAAUUUCAUUCAUUGCAUUGACAUUACUUCUGCUUGGGUUCAAUAUUUUGCAACGCGCAAUCAAGCUCGAAUCCUGGGACUUUAGCACAAAUCCUGUUGAAACCCAGACAGCAACAGGUAUUGACUGUCUUUUCGAGCCUCAUACGUCUGGUAUCGCAUGGACGGUGACUUCUUUCGUUGAACUACUCUUGUUCCUUCUGGUUCUCGGGAAGACUGCGCGAAUGAGGAAUGAUAAAUCCCCAAUAUGCAUAUCAAGAGGUGGUUCACCAAAUACACGAGAUAUUACCUCAUUAAUGGCGAGAGAUUCUAUUGGAUACUUCGCCAUGAAUGCGUUAUAUUUGUCAAUUUUUAUCAUGCUCAUUAUUGACGACCGAUGGAUCAGAAUAUUCUUUGUUUGUCUCAUCGGGGCGAUUUUGGUAUUUGCUGCGGAAGAAAAGGCCUCCAAUCCACGUUCCUUUAUUUUCGCCUACUUUUGUUCAAACGCGUACCAAGCAAGCGCAAUAACGAUCAUGUCAAUCCUCGCACCAAAGAUGUUCAUCAGUUUACGUGCAGAGUGCUAUGGUUCAGUCGGGAUAAUUGCGACAGAGCUUUCUUGGAAUGCUCAGGCCAUGGAUUACCCUAAUUUACAGUCCACUGCCGAUGCUACAGGAUAA